ACAAAGACAAGUGCGUGUCAUUCCUACUUCAGUCAUGCAAGUGCUGCAAACUUCUUAUCUCUUCAUUUUGCCUAAACCCCUAAACCCUUCCCCUCUUCCUUUCCACCACCGUCCUCCGCCCUUUAUCCACCAUCCUCCGCCCUUUAUCCUCCGACUCCGCGCUCUCUCCAGCUCCCUCCUCGUCCCAAAAUCCUUUCGCACGGAAGAGUUCCCGGUGGACGAUAGCUUCACCGAGAAUUUUGGCCCCAACGACAAGGAAUCCGAGGAUGAAGCCCGGCGCCGAAACUGGAUCGAGCGUGGGUGGGCUCCGUGGGAGGAAAUCCUCUCUCCGGAGGCGGAUUUUGCACGCAAGAGCCUCAACGAAGGCGAGGAAGUUCCCCUAAAAUCCCCCGAAGCCAUCGAAGCUUUCAAAAUGCUGAAGCCUAGCUACCGCAAGAAGAAGUGGGAGGAGAUGGGGCUGACGGAGGCGGAGUUCGUCGCUAAGCAGUUUGAGAUCAAGGGCGAGAUUCCGGACCCGCUCGUGACCACGUGGUCGGCGCCUCUCGUGGUGCGCCUCGUGCCGCCGCGCGACUGGCCGCCUCGGGGGUGGCACGUUGACCGAAAGGAGCUGGCGUUUAUUCGCGAGGCACAUAAGAUGCAGGCGAAGAGGGUGAGCCUGGAGGAGGUGGAGAAUGGAGUGAGGACUGACACCGAUAAUGUGUGCUUGGAUAGGUAUAAGGUGUUUCUGAAGCAGUAUAAGGAGUGGGUGGAGGCUAACAAGGAUAGGUUGGAAGAGGAAUCUUAUAAGCAAGACCAAGAUUAUUACCCUGGUAGAAGGAAAAGAGGGAAGGACUACAAGGAGGGCAUGUAUGAGCUUCCAUUCUAUUAUCCUGGUCAAAUUUGUGUUGGCAAAGUGACAAUGUUGCAUCUCUAUCAAGGGGCAUUUGUUGACAUUGGCGGGGUACAUGAUGGGUGGGUUCCUAUAAGGAGGAAUGAUUGGUUUUGGCUUCGCCAUCACAUAAAAGUUGGUAUGGACGUCAUGGUUGAAAUUACGGCAAAGCGAGAUCCUUAUCGCUUCCGCUUCCCUAUUGAACUUCGUUUUGUUGAUCCGAAUGUGGAUCAUCUAAUCUUUCACAAAUUUGAAUUCCCACCAAUAUUUUACCGUGAUGAAGAUACCAAUGAAGAUGAAAUACGGCGUGACUGUGGAAGACCUCCUGUUCCUAGAAAAGAUUUGGAAGACAAGCCAGAGGAAGAACCUCUAUUGUCUAAUCAUCCAUAUGUUGAAAAGUUGUGGCAAAUUAAUGCAGCUGAACAAACGAUUUUGGAUGAUAUGGCAAUUAAUCCUGAUAAAUAUAAAGGUAAAAAGGUGUCAGAUUUGACUGAUGAUGAAGAUUUUGAUGAACAAAAUGCUGUUCAGCAUUCCGAAGUUAAAUAUAAAAAUACAGUAAUACCAAAAAUUACUCUGAAAACAAGUGUCAAGGAGCUUGAUUUGGAGGCUGCACUUGCCGAGCGUGAGCACCAUGUUAAACUAAGGAAAGAAGCAACGGACAGAGGUGAAAAAUACAAAAUUACCAAACUGAGGCGCAAUAUUGAGAUGGAUGAGUAUGACUACAUGCAUUGGCGAAGAUCAUUUGAGGAAAGAGAAGCAUUGAUUAGAGACAUAAGCUGUCGCAAAGCUCUUGGUCUUCCAUUGGAAGAGCCUGGAAGGUAUGUGGAUGCUAGUAAUUUUGAAAAAGGCAAAUAUGAUCCGACAAGUCCACUGUAUCGUUAUGAUUACUGGGGGGAACCAAAGAACUCAGAGAAGAGCAUUCAAGAGCGGAUGACUGAUAUUCAUAACAAAAAAAUUGUGGGGAAGGCAGAUGUCUGGUAUUCAAUGUCCUACGAUGAUUGCAUCAAGGAACAGAUUGAAAGGGAAGCUCAGUCAAAGGAACAAGAAGGCAAAGGUGAGGAUAAUCAAAAUGAAGAUGAGGAAGAUGAGGAUGAUGAAGAUGACGAGGACUAUUUUGACUUCAGUAUUCUGAACAGUGUAGAUACUAAUUUCUCAGAUCAGCCUCAUGUUAAUGGGACCGAGUCUUCUACAAUCUCAGGUGAGGGCAUGUUCGAGGACUGAUGUAUGCAGAGCAUUAUGUAGCAAAAUUAGAAUGUACAGUUAGGCUGAGAAAUCUGCAAAACUUUUGGCUGUGUAUCAUGGCAAUCUAAUUAUUUGUACGAUCACGAAAAUUUUCCUAUGCAUGCACUUUUAUCAAGUUGCGAAAAUUUAUGCAGUGCAUCAA
Vigna unguiculata (cowpea) is the source of this 2252-nucleotide messenger RNA. RefSeq names its product Nucleic acid-binding, OB-fold-like protein (gene PDE312). Gene Ontology annotation, molecular function: RNA binding. Gene Ontology annotation, cellular component: chloroplast; plastid-encoded plastid RNA polymerase complex. NCBI's taxonomy places the organism in Eukaryota, Viridiplantae, Streptophyta, Magnoliopsida, Fabales, Fabaceae. The record is from RefSeq and is a predicted model, not a curated record.